Phycodurus eques (leafy seadragon) is the source of this 3099-nucleotide messenger RNA. RefSeq names its product collagen, type IX, alpha 3 (gene col9a3). The record is from RefSeq and is a predicted model, not a curated record. The transcript has 32 exons. Bases 237 to 2273 code for a protein of 678 amino acids. Lineage: Eukaryota; Metazoa; Chordata; Actinopteri; Syngnathiformes; Syngnathidae.
CUUUCUACGUCCUCUUCGCCAAGUGUCAAGUCCCACUCUUCCUCACCCAGACUGAGCUCAGCCCCUUCCUACUUUCUGGAGGUUCGGGUUUAUCUGGGAGCCAGGAGGACGUUAUUCAGGAGCUGCGCGCCUCCAGGUGAACGAAGGCUCCCGUUGGACUGUUUGGGGGGGGGGGAGCGAGCCAGGACCGGCGACCGGGUUUGGACCUUUUUCCGCGAGCGACACCGCUGGGAGUCAUGACGACCUUCUCGGCUCUGUGCGUGCUCUUACUGUGCCAGCUUUUGACAACCUCCUCUGGCCAGAGGCCUGGCCUGCGAGGAGCCACCGGGGUGGCAGGGCCGCCAGGGCCCCCGGGACGGGACGGCAUUGAUGGUAAGUCCGGACCUCCUGGAAUGGCAGGGAAAGCAGGCCCCAAAGGAAAAGCAGGAAUUCCAGGAGUCGCAGGAAAACCAGGCUUGCCAGGACUUCCGGGGGUGGAUGGUCUGACAGGUCCUGAUGGUCCUCCUGGGAAGGAUGGACCUGCAGGGGAGGCAGGAGAAACAGGACCUCCUGGGCCACCUGGAGCUGCUGGCAGAGGAAGAUCAGGAGCUCCAGGUUUAUCCGGGACCAACGGGUUGCCUGGUGGAGUUGGACCUCAGGGUCCUGUGGGUGCUGAGGGUCUUCCAGGACUUCCGGGACCUGCUGGUCCUGAUGGGCCACCUGGUCUUCCUGGUACUCUUCAUGAUCUCAGUGGUGACCUCCUGUGUCCUGCCAUCUGCCCUCCUGGUCCUCCUGGUCCUCCGGGGAUUCCAGGAUUUAAGGGUCACACGGGCCAUAAAGGAGACAAGGGAGAAGUUGGGAAGGAUGGAGAGAAGGGGGAUCCUGGUCCUCCUGGUCCCCCAGGUUUUCCAGGGACAGUUGGCCUGCAGGGCCCACGCGGUCUAAGAGGUUUGCCGGGUCCUAUGGGAUCUGUGGGAGACAGAGGUCUUCCGGGAUUCAGAGGCAAACCUGGCAUCGCUGGCAUCAUCGGAAAGACAGGUGAUACUGGAGAAAGGGGUCCUCAGGGCUUCAGAGGUCCCAAAGGAGAAAUUGGUAAAAUUGGUCCAAAGGGAGCUGUUGGUGGUGCUGGGCCCAAAGGGGAGCCCGGAAUUCCUGGCAGAGAUGGCAAAGAUGGCACACCAGGAAUGGAUGGCGAGAAGGGUGAUGCUGGGCGCCAUGGGGUAGUUGGAGAAAAAGGACCCAAUGGACUUCCUGGUCUACAAGGAAAGGCUGGUGGCAAAGGAUCAAAAGGAGAAGCUGGUGAUCCAGGAAAGGCUGGGGAGACAGGACCCGCUGGAGAGCCAGGUAUUCCUGGUGACAUUGGCAUACCAGGAGAGAGAGGCAUAGCAGGACCCAGAGGAGUGGCUGGAGGCAUUGGACCUGCAGGCAACCCGGGACCUCAGGGGGUGAAUGGUUUCCAGGGCGUCAGAGGAACUUUGGGGGAUCCAGGUCUUCCAGGUCCAACAGGCAUUAGAGGAGAGUUUGGUGAAAGAGGGCCAGUUGGCGCUUCAGGAGCUAAAGGAGACAUGGGUGUAGCAGGAAGCGAUGGGUUACCUGGAGAGAAUGGAGAACCUGGCCAUUUUGGACCAGUUGGACAAAAAGGAGAGGGAGGGAAAAGAGGAGAACUGGGACCUAAAGGUGUCACAGGGCCACAGGGAGAACUUGGGGCAAGAGGGCCCCUUGGAAAACCAGGAUUAAUGGGCUUCCAGGGAGAACAGGGUAUUCCUGGCAUUGCUGGAAAGACAGGUGUACCUGGUAAACUAGCGAGUGAACAACACAUCAGAGAGUUGUGUGGCUCAAUGAUCGAUGAUCAAAUUGCACAACUGGCCGCCAAUCUUCGCAGACCUCUGGCACCGGGGACGGUCGGCCGACCCGGACCUGCCGGGCCUCCAGGACAGCCGGGAUCAGCCGGCUCCUUCGGUCACCCGGGUGCCCGUGGUCCUCCAGGAUACAGAGGCCUGCCAGGAGAACUUGGAGAUCCUGGUACCAGAGGUGACGUCGGUGAGCAAGGUGAUAAGGGGCCCAUCGGCAAAGCAAUUGAGGGCCCCCUUGGAGACCAAGGAUACCAAGGUCUUCCAGGAGUUGCAGGGAUUGUUAAAGAUGGCCGUGAUGGGUCUCCAGGAGAUCCAGGUGAGCCUGGAGAGCAUGGCAGGGUAGGUAGGACUGGGCAUCAAGGACCUCCUGGAAUCUGUGAUACAUCAGCCUGUCAGGGAGCAUCAGUUGCUGGGAAAUCAUCUAACCCUAAAAACUAUUAAACGUUGCUUCCUGCCACCUGUUGCCAUCCGAACUGACAACAAAAAAGUUGGGGAAAAGGGGAGGAAAGGAUGGAAUUAAAGACGCGGGUGGUCACAAAAUCUCCUCUUUAUUUGAAUAUGCAUAUCACAAGUUGGAAGGAAAACAUCAACACGUGUGACAUUUUGAGAGGAACAGAUGAACAUCUGAGAUGUGACAACAAUAACAACAAAGCAACUGGGAGUCCCAAAAAAAAAAAAAUCACGCUGUCAUCCAUAAAUAAGGUGGAUGCAUGGACAAAGUGCUAGAGAACAUCAGCAUUGCCUCCAAAUAUCAUCACUUAAGACUUUCAGGUUUUGAACAAGUGAAAAGAAAUGAAUGAUGAGUGCCCUGUGUAUAAAAACCUUGUACAUGUUGUCCUUGCCCCCAUUUCUAUGGUCUACUCUGACAACAGCAGUGAGCAUACGUGCAUUAUGGCCCAGUGAUGUAGAUCCCAGGUGUUACCUCGGCACACAAGCUUUUGCUGCAAAAUAUACAAACAGGAGCAUUGGGCCCUUGUCAAGCAGCAGUGUAUGUACAACAAGCAAGUGUUGAGCAAACAAGAUUACUUUUUUUUUUUUUCAUCAACUGUUUUGUUUUGUUAAUUUUGUUUCAUAACAUUUGAAGUUGAAUCUCUAGAAUCAAAUGCCAAAUAAAAGUUGUGGAUGAAGAAAUCAGACAUUGUAAAAUAAAUUCAGAACACUUAGGUGCAGUUCUUUUUCCUUUUUUGAGGUUGGAUUCUGCAAUGAUCACAUUCACUAUGUACUAGCGGUGCUGUAACUAUUACAUAAACAAUUAAACACUAUUUAU